Molecule: messenger RNA, 2868 nt
Organism: Paralichthys olivaceus (Japanese flounder)
Lineage: Eukaryota; Metazoa; Chordata; Actinopteri; Pleuronectiformes; Paralichthyidae
Source: RefSeq, a predicted model, not a curated record
UCCAGACCGUCCCCAGUACAAAGUUUACUAAUGUCUGCUGAUACACAGCAGUGAUGUGCAUGAAAUCACAUGGCGGUGCUCUUGCGCUCACAUGACACUCGGAGCCAUGGCAGGAGAGAUCAAUGAAGGCUCCGUUCCUGCCUACUACAGGGAGGUGUAUGAGGCCAUCCGCUGCAGGACGGACGAGAGGGUGCAGGUCGAAGUUUUCCAGCGGUUGCUCCAGAGGACCGAACUCUCCAGGGCUGUUUUAGGACAGAUUGCAGAGCAUGUCGACUCCUCGGACGGAUCCCUGAGCAAGUUGUCCCUCUAUAAAGCGCUCGCGUUGAUUGCUCUGGCUCAGCAAGGGAAGCAGCCAAGCCCCAAACUCUUGGAGAACUGCAUACAAGAGUUACCGAAACCUCAGCUUGGGGAGCCGAAGGACCUGAGCUCACUGAGGAUGCAGCCAGCUCAGGAGGACGCGCUGAUGAUGUCACACACGCUGGACAAGCUGCUGGUCAGAGACACGGUGCAGGUGGAGCUCAUACCUGAGAAGAAGGGCCUGUUCCUCAAACACGUGGAGUACCAGGUCACCAGCCAGCGUUAUAAAAUAUCCGUUUACAGACGCUACAGUGAUUUUGACGUCUUCCACGAGGUUCUGCUUCAGAGAUUUGCUUACAGAGUGGUGCCAGCGCUGCCACCCAAAAGGAUGUUGAAGGGGGUGUUGACCUCCGUCUCUGAGCGGGAGUUCAUUGAGGGGAGGAGACGCGCUCUCGGCAGAUUCAUUAACUUGGUGGCCCGGCAUCCUGUCUUCUCAGAGGACGAGCGGGUUAAGACCUUCCUCACCUUCAGUGGCUCUGAUGUUCAGACGAAGCUGCGUGAUGCCUACAAGAGAACGGGUGAUGAGUUCAUGACCAAUAAAGUUGCAACCCUUGCAAAGGAAUAUCUCCCCGCUGACAUCCAGGCUCAGUUCUCAACAAGCAGGGAGCUGAUUAGAAAUAUCCACAACAGCUUCCACAAGCUGCGGGACAGAGCAGAGAAAAUGGCAGAGCGCUCAAAGGAGAAUGCCACGGAUCUACUCAUGUUUGGCAGAGAGCUCAGCACACUGGGCUCAGAUGCUUCGCCUCUUCCCUCCUUGGCCUCCUCACAGAGCACGUGGGGGACGCUGCGUCAGUCACUGAAGAGUCUGUCCGUGGAGUUUGCUGUUCUGUCUGACAAAGCUGCUCAACAGGGCAGACGGGAGGAGGACGAUGUUGUGGAAAAACUGAACCUUUUCCUCGAUUUGCUGCAGUCAUACAGAGAUCUCUGUGAGCGCCAUGAGAAAGGUGUGCUCCACGAGCACCAGAGAGCUCUGCACAAGUACGGCAUGAUGAAGAGGCAGAUGAUGAGCACCACCGUUCAGCCCAAAGAGCAGGCGUCUGUGGAGCAGCUGGAAUCACGGAUCAUUCAGCAAGAAAACGCCAUCCAGACCAUGGAGCUGCGCAACUACUUCUCUCUGUUCUGCCUUCAUCAAGAGACGCAGCUUAUCUUCACCUACCUUCCCAUCACGUCCCACAUUCUCGGGGCUUUUGUUAACUCCCAGGUCCAAGGACACAGAGAGAUGGGAGAGGUGUGGAAUGAACUCCAGCCGAAGCUCGGAUGUCUCUUUGGUGCUAAUAACGGAUUGAAAAGCUCCAUCUGAGACCUGAGCAAGCUGCGAAAGAGAAACACUGCUGCUGAUGAGGACGAGAAACUGGAGAAUAACUCGCUCUGUGAGCUAAAACUAACAGGUGUCACGCACAGCUGUAUUUCCUUCUUACUAAAUCUUCUAUAACACAGUAUACAUUCCAUUCAAGAGGGAUUUCAAACAUAUCACCUUUAACUCGACAGUGUUUGAAAUGAUUCUUUUUAUGCUUUGAUGAGGAUACGUUGUCUAUGUCAAAAUAAACUUUGUUAUUUUAAAACUCCUCUGAUAAAACACCUAUUUCAUACACUCAGAGAGUUGAGAAUCAUUGAGGAACAGAAAGUUUUACUUAAUUAAAUGAUGGGAAUAUUUUCAAACUCAUGAAUUUCUACUUACUGAAUAACUUUGGAGCGAUGUGUUUUGGAUACGGAGUAUAGUUAAUGAGGAUGUGUAACAGCAUGCGUUAUAUUUUUAUGAGCAUGUGUGCUAUUUCUUACUGUUUACCUUCAUGUAGUAUUGGCUUUCUUUGCUUAAACUGUAUGUAAGACUCCUUUUUUAUUUUAUAAGCUAUUUUUUUUAAAACCUCAACUCAAAUUGUAGGAUGCUACAAAGGGCAGAGAUUUGAGUUUCAUUGAUCAAAACUAUGACACUUUUGCAGCAAUAUGUCAGUAAUAACACUAUGACGUGACAAAUUUACCUCAAGGAUAUAUUUUAUGAAUUUACUUAAAAACGCAUCUGUGAAAUCAAUGAUAAAGCGGAUUUCUUACACAAGUCAAUACUUCUUUAACUAACGUCUCAUAUCUUAAUUUUAGAAGUAAAUGUUUGGUCCAUACAUGACUGUUUGUCACAGUUGCAGAUACAAAUUUAAAUGCGAAUGAAGACAACCUGGAUAUUGUUGACUUCCUUUUCCAGUUAGGAUCAGUCGAUGCACACGAGUGUCUGCAGCUUAUCAGAACAUUAUAUAUUUAAAAAUAAAUGUAAAAAAAUCGAAAGUCAAAGGGACGAGUUGAGAAACGCCAGCUGAUUUUAUCUCUGCCCUGAACUGACUGUGUGGAAAUGAAUGAUGCCGAUAUGCAAAUCAGAACAUGGGCACAAUCAUUUUGCAGAAUGAAACAUGUUUGUUUUUGGAAACAGAGAACGUAUUGGGAAACAAAUGAACUUGCACAGAAUAUAAAACCCAAUAAAAUUAUCAUUGUAGAUAUUGUAAAUAUUCUAUCAGAGAAAAAAAA